This is a messenger RNA of Bufo gargarizans (Asiatic toad), 1034 nucleotides long. Its product is annotated as glutathione S-transferase 3-like. The record is from RefSeq and is a predicted model, not a curated record. Bases 146 to 808 code for a protein of 220 amino acids. The transcript is spliced from 7 exons. Lineage: Eukaryota; Metazoa; Chordata; Amphibia; Anura; Bufonidae. Gene Ontology annotation, molecular function: glutathione transferase activity. Gene Ontology annotation, biological process: glutathione metabolic process.
CGCUGUACCGGUGGCGCAUCACAUUAGAGCGAAAGCGGCCGGUCAGUGAGGCGGAGACGUCACAGACCACAGCGCUACACUACUGCAGCCUCCAGUAUUCACACUGCGCUGUACACGCCGUCAUUACUAGGAAUAACAAGUAAUCAUGUCCGGGAAACCAGUACUUCAUUACUUCUGUGGACGCGGUAGAGCGGAGGCCAUCAGGUUCAUGUUAGCGGUAGCCAAUGUGGAGUUUGAAGAGACAUUUUAUAGAACAAAGGAGGAAUUUGACAAACUGCUUAAAUCUGGAAAACUGAUGUAUCAACAAGUACCAAUGCUGGAAAUCGAUGGGAUCAACCUGGUACAAACGAAAGCGAUCCUGAGUUACAUUGCAGGAAAGUAUGACCUGUAUGGAAGUGACCUGAAAGAAAGGGCUUACAUUGACAUGUAUGUUGAUGGAAGCGCUGACCUCUUAACAUUGGUCUUAUCCUAUUUCUUCUUGGACCAACCUGGCAAAGAAAAACAACUAAAACUCAUGAGAGACAAAGCAGUGGACAGAUACCUUCCUGUGUUCGACAAAGCCCUAAAGGAUAAGGAAUUCUUAGUUGGUAACAAGUUAAGCAUGGCAGACGUCCAUGUGCUGGACACCAUUUUACAAGUGGAAGAAUUUCACUGUGAUAUCCUGCAGAACUUUGCUCAGUUGCAGGCUUUUAAAAAGAGAAUGUGUGAAAUCCCUGCAAUAAAGAAGCAUUUGCAGCCGGGAAGUCGGAGAAAGCCAAUGGCUGAUGCGACCUAUGUAGAGACCGUGACCAAGCUCGUGUUCCACUAAUGUGAAGCCACGCAUGAGACCUCCAUGGCAUAUCGCUAGGACAUACCAUCAAUGUCAGAUGGUCCCACCACCUCUACAACCGGCCCUCUGUUCACUGCUAUGGGAGAUCUGAAGUCUCGUAGUGGUGACAUUGAUGGUAUAUUUCUAGAUUCAUUCCCUUUACAAACUUCUACCGUAUGAACAACUGCAGUUUCAAGCUUUACAUUAAAAUUCUAUUACAACUGUU